This is a messenger RNA of Mucor velutinosus, 1770 nucleotides long. RefSeq names its product vacuolar transporter chaperone. The transcript is spliced from 8 exons. Gene Ontology annotation, cellular component: site of polarized growth; cortical actin cytoskeleton; actin filament. Gene Ontology annotation, molecular function: actin filament binding. The coding region runs from base 1 to 1770 and encodes 589 amino acids. Gene Ontology annotation, biological process: regulation of actin filament polymerization. Lineage: Eukaryota; Fungi; Mucoromycota; Mucoromycetes; Mucorales; Mucoraceae. The record is from RefSeq and is a predicted model, not a curated record.
AUGAGUUUUCACGUUAAUUUUACGACUCACGGGCCAGAGCUCAAUGCUGCUUAUCAAGCUGUCAUCAGCGAAAAGGACGAUACCAACUGGUUGAUUUAUGCUUAUGAUAAAGGCACCUAUGACUUGCGAGUGCAAGCAACCGGCGACGGCGGUCUCGAGGAACUCACUGAUGAAUUCUCGGAUGGCAAGGUCCAAUUUGCUUAUGCAAAGGUAAUUGACCCUAAUACUGAGCUUCCCAAGUUUGUAUUUAUUGGAUGGUGUGGCAGUGGUGUACCAGAGCUGAGAAAGGCCUUCUUCAACUCUCAACUGAGCGAUGUAUCCAAGUUUUUCAAGAGCUUCCACGUUCAAAUCAAUGCUCGCGAUGAGGCUGAUGUAGAGCCUGAACUCAUCAUGAAGCGUGUCGCCGAGUCUUCUGGCGCCAACUACAGUGUGCACAAAGAAAGCGCCAAACCCCAGGCCCGAGUAACUCCUGUUGGCUCUGUAUAUAAAAAGACCGAAAUCCCCAACAUUGCUGCCAUGCAGCGUGAAUCCAUGACCAAAGAAAACGCACCCAAACCUGUAGGUACUAACUAUACACCUAUUCAAACUACACCCAAAAAGAUGGAACAACGCUGGAACAUGGCUCAAAGCCAAGACUCUGGUGCCAAUGCUGUUCGUGCAGAGCGUGAACGGUUUGAAAAGGAAGUACGUGAUCGUGAGAUGCAACAAGCCAAAGUGCAACAACAACAACAACCACAGCAACAAGAUGACACCAGUGACAGGCUUCAAGCAGAGGCUGAAGCUACUGCUCGACGUGAGCAAGAGGAUGCUGAUAGAAGAAGAAGAGAGCAGGAAAACGAGGAAAGACGUGUGCGUGAACAAGAAAACGAGUUGGCUCGUCAAAGAGCACAGGAAGAGGAACGUCAGCGUCAAGAAGAAGAAGAAGAGUAUCACCGUCGUCAACAAGCUGAGCAGGAGGAUAAUCAGAGACGUCAACAAGCUGAGCAGGAGGAUAAUCAGAGACGUCAACAAGCUGAGCAAGAAGAAAAUCAGAGACGUCAACAACAACAGCAAGAAGAGACAGAGAGACACAGACAAGAGCAAGAAGAACAAGAGAGACAACGUCGCAAUGCUGAAAGAGAGGAGGCUGAGCAUCAACGUCAACAACAAGAACAGCUCAAGAGACAAAAGGAGGAGGAAGAGGAGCGUCAACGACAAGAAGAGGAAGCUCUGCAAGCUCAAUUGAACAAGACUGCUGAUCGUGCUGUUCAUGCAUCACAAGCAGCUGGUGCUGCUGCUGCUGCUCCCUCUGGACCACAUCAAGGUAUCUCGGCUGUUGUGUUGUUUGAGUAUGAUGCCAGCGAAACAAAUGAAAUGUCACUUGUGGAAGGAGAAGUAGUAACUCAAAUCGAUCAAGUGGAUGAAGGCUGGUGGUUUGGUGUCAGCGAGGAUGGAAAGAAGCAAGGUCUCUUUCCUGCCAACUAUGUUCAAAUUUUGGAAGAAGAGCAACAACCUGCUGCUGCUGCUGCUGCUGCUCCCGCUGCUGCUGAUAUUCCCGCCGCACCACCUGUGCCUGUUCAUCCUGAAGAGCCCAAGCAACAGCAAAGCCAAGGAAAUGUUGCCAUUGCCCUGUAUGAUUACUCUGCCGAAGAGGACAAUGAAAUCUCUUUUGCUGAAGGUGAUACCAUCACUCAAAUUGAAUUUGUCAGUGAGGAUUGGUGGCAAGGUUUAGCUGCUAACGGUAAAACUGUUGGCUUGUUCCCUGCCAACUAUGUUGAAUUGAAGCAGUAG